Molecule: messenger RNA, 1872 nt
Organism: Tuber aestivum (summer truffle)
Lineage: Eukaryota; Fungi; Ascomycota; Pezizomycetes; Pezizales; Tuberaceae
Source: the annotation of a GenBank genome assembly
GAUGGGUACGGUAUUUGAUUACUUUGCCAUUCCCAAAAUACCCUCUUUGUUCUCUCUGUUUGCACUUGUAAUCCUUAAUGCAGGCACCGGUAUCACUCUCGUAUUCGGCUAUAAGAACUAAUAUCCUGGGCACUUGCAUCCACUCGAGCCAUCGGCCGCGUAUGCUGAUACGACACUAGAUGGUUUCACAACACAUCCCUGCACCUCAACCGCCAACCACGCUGAUCAGCUGAUAUACCGGUACUCGAGUAUACUGGUGUACAUUCACCCCCCUUUCUCACUCAGCAUCCUUCACCCAACACGCCACAACCAAACAAGAUGUCGCGGAAGAAGGUGAUAAUAAUCGGUGCGGGGAUAGCCGGUCCAACCCUCGCUCUAGCUAUUCUCAAGAAUCCCUUGCUAAAGGAAAUCUAUGAGCCCAUUCUGCUUGAUCGACAAACUCAGGACACGUACGCUCAAGGCGCAGGAGUAGUUCUCUCUUCCAACGCAUUACACCCGCUAAUAAAGCUAGGAUUGGAAGACGAGCUGUGGAAGAACUCGCAAGAGAUAGCGGAGAUGUCGAUUUACCGGGAGAAGCGGUAUUUAAACUCGAUGGUCACGCCAAACUGGAGCCCUGAUAUAGGGGGGGGGACGGGGCUGCGGGCUAUUGAAAGGGGGGCAUUGAUGAAGUUGCUCGUUGACCAGGUGUGUUCGAACGGCGGGGAUAUACGAUGGGGGGCAAAGGUCGCGGAUCUUGUGGCCAGGGGGGAUGGGGUGGAAGUGGUGAUAGAGGGUGACGCGAAUGUUUUCGGAGAUCUGGCUGUUGGGGCGGACGGGAUCUGGUCUGUUGUUCGGAAGUCUAUUAUCGGUGAAAGUUGGAAACCGACAUUUAUGAACUCGAGUGGGAUUUAUGGGAUUUAUACGCCGGAGGAGGAAACACAGUCAUCACAGGGGCAUAUAGUUCUGUUAGAUGUUGCUGGUCUUUCGACAUGGCCACUCCCGGGUGGUAAAUACUUCUGGACCAUCACUGUGCCAGAAACUGCUCCGCCAACCGGAAAAUCGACGAUAGAGCAAGCUGCCGAAUAUCCGAACGCGACGAUAGCCACCGGAGGCUAUCCCUUGUCAAGUACCCUUGAUAUCCUUUCUCGCCUAUCCGCCACCCCCCACCCAACCCUCCCGGGAGGGGUCUGUGCGGAACUCUGCCAACGUAGCUCCCGAAUUGUUCGUACACCCCUGUACCAGCUCGUCUUUGAACAGUCACAAAUCGUGAAUGCCACGUCCAACGUUGUUCUUGCCGGAGAUGCCGCUAGAGUUAUGCUUCCUACAAGCGGACAGGGAGCCUGCAUGGGUAUCGAGGACGCAACUGUUCUUGCUAACUCGCUGCUCAAUAAUAGCAGCAUCGGGAGUGCCCUAGCAGAGUAUGCUAAUUUACGCGUUCCACGGUCAAAAAGUAUCGCUAGUCAGGCUUAUUGGAGCGGGAUUGUAUAUAUGGCGGAUCGUUGGAUAGUCAGGAUUGCAAGAGACUGGUUAGUGAGUCUUUUACCGAAGGGCAGGGAUGCUAAAGAGUAAGUCAUGCUUUUUCCUUCCUCUAUAUUCAUCUCCGGUAUCGGCUUUGAGAGAGAGCUAAUUGUGUUUCGUAGGAUGUGGGAGAAGGAAGGGAAAGUCCCAAGGGACCCUAUGGCGUGGUUGUAUAGUUUGAGGUUGGAGGUCAAAGUAGAGGAUAAGGAGGGAGGUGCAGGGCAGCGCGCGACUAGCAUGGCCGAAAAGUCCUCUUAGCUGUACUAGCAGAAAUAGAUGGAUUCAGCCUAAAUACCCAGUGUACAAGUACAGUAACUUUGACGGGGAAUUUGGAGCCCCCGUAUAAAUGGUUCCCCGAACCGAGCUCGUUUCGGA